Lolium perenne is the source of this 765-nucleotide messenger RNA. RefSeq lists its product as uncharacterized. The record is from RefSeq and is a predicted model, not a curated record. NCBI's taxonomy places the organism in Eukaryota, Viridiplantae, Streptophyta, Magnoliopsida, Poales, Poaceae.
CGCGCAGGCCAAACGAUCUCCUCUCCCUCGCUCUCUCCGGCCGUCUCUCCCAAAGGCAAUAGCCAAUCAAGCAAGACGAUCUUGCUCAAGGAUCCAGACUCCGGAGCCGGCUCCCAGGCUUUGAGAAUAUAUACUUAUAUACCUACAUCGAUCCGGAGAUCGAUCGUCGAUGGGGAACUGCAACUGUUUCAAGUCGCAGCGCGCCGUGGCGUCGUGGGUGGACGACGACGAGUGGGUGGUGGACGUGGAGGAGGGGAAGAGGCCGGCCGCCGAGAAGGUUGAUCGGGGAGUCGAGGUGAAGAUCAGGGUGACCAAGAGGCAGGUCCAGGAGCUGCUGCAGAAAGCAGGGCUGGAUGGCAAGGGGCCGUGGACGGAACAGGUGCUCGCGGAGCUGAUCAACUCCGGCACGGUGUGCUGCGACCGCCCCGAGGCUAGGGGGCACUGGAGGCCGGCGCUGCAGAGCAUCUCCGAAGGCGAGGAGGCAUGCCUUUUGUAGGACUGUUCCAUCUCUCUUGAUUCUGAAUUUCUGAUGCGCAUACAUAGUUGCAGUAGGACUCUAGGAGUACAUAGGUUUUUAGAUGGAGAUUCUGUUCGGAGAUGUACAAGCUGCAAAACUGCCAUGAGUUUUUGGAGUUCCACUUCUGGAAACCUCUCAUAUUUUUGCUGUAAACCUCUGGAAACCUCUCAUAGUUUUUGGAGUACACAGCUGUGUUUGUAGUUUGUAAUCCUGGAAGUAUCAAACAUUACAGUAAUUCCUGUAAAGAA